CUUAGGAGCCUCGAGUACGCAGGCGCGAGCGCGGGAACCGGGAACCGGGGUUUGAGUUUCUGACAAACUUUCUGCCCGCGCAGUCCGGGGUGGCUCUCCUGGUCCUUCUUGCAGGUACGUGAGGAAAGAGCCAGGAGGGGGAGGGGAGACUCUUGGGUGGAAGCUGUACGGAAACGGGCAGCGGGGCCCCUCUCUCCUCCUGCUUCCGAGGGGGAACCAUCUGCUUCCCUCCCUCCGCCGCUCCCCGCCGAGAGUUUCUACGGAAGCAACGGCGUUUGGCGUGUAGGGCUAUAACUAGGGUCCUCCAGGUCCCUUGAGUGAUGCUCACCGCCUUCCCUGCGGUAUAUAAUAAACACGGACGUGCAUGUCCAGGUGUCUGCGCACGUGAUGCAUAUAAACGUCACCUGGCGUUAUGGGUCAGGGGAGGGUGCCUACACUGCAGGGGGGGUGGAUGCCAUUGAGUUAUGUGGUCCAGGACGUGCUAGUGUGGAGGUUAAGAGAGUGGGCUGAAAUCAGCCCAGCCAUGAGAAGGUGAGGGCAGUUCUAGCAAGGCUGUGUGUCAUCAACCAGCCCUGCCGCCCUCAGCAACUGUCUAUGAGACAUGCACUUGCCUGCCUUCCAGGUUGAUAAUGUAUUGAGGUCAGAUGAUGUUUGCGAUGUGCUUUGAAGUACAUCAUUGGGAAAGUGCUGGCAUUUUUAUUAUUAAUCUCCACUCUCACAGAAGGAGCUUUGAUGCUUAACCCAUUAGCAGUAAGGAGUAACACACACAAACUUAAUGCCUUUGGAAACAAAUAACUCUUUUGUUGCUCAUCAGUGAAGCUCCAUGGGAAGUACCGUAGUUAUUUUCAUUGUCCCACUACAUUUUAUUUACUUUUCCAGCUAUUAUUAUUAUUAUUAUUUAAAUUUAUAUACCAAAGGGCAUCAGAGGGCAGUUUACAAUAUAAAAACACAGUGGUACAUAACAAGCACAGGAACAAGCAAAAACAAUGCCACCCACCCACUCCAGUUUAAAAGGCCAAUGUUUGUUCAAUUAGUCAAAGGCCUGGGUGAAGAGGAAUGAUUUUGCCUAGUACCUAAAGGUACGUAACAGGCACCAGGUGAGCCUCCAUGGGGAAAGCACCUGCUUUAAUAAUAUAUAUAUACAUAUGGGAAGGAAAGAACAGGAGUGACAAUCCAUGUCUAUAAUCACUGUAUUUUUUUAAAUGCAUCUUGUGCAACAUGCUACAAUAACUUACAUCUGAAUUAAACAAUAUAAUAUAAUAUAUUACUACUAUGAAAAAUUGUAUUCCGGUGCCUCUGAAAAUCACGUGGAACAGUGCAUCACUUUUGAGUUUCAUUGCUGUGAAAGUCAAAAUGUCUGUGUUUGCUUUGAAAAGGAUGAAAGUAUUCACUUGUGAAAUUGCAUGGCACAAUAAAGAACCAGUGUACAGCUUAGACUUUCAACAUGGCACUGAUGGGAAAAUCAAUAGACUAGCUUCUGCUGGAGUGGACACUGCUGUUCGUGUGAGUCACAAACAUUAAUCUAUGGGAUACUGCUAAAUCUUCUAUAUUUGUACAAAUGUAACAACAGAGAAACAUUUAUGUUUGUAGGGGGCAGACAGCAAGAGUAACUCCUUAUUUCUGUAAACAAAUCUUGAUCUACAUCUCCUGGCUACAACGCAGAGACAGGGCUAAUGCUACAAUUGUUUUAACUGUUUUAUUUUUUAAAAAAAAAUGUGUGGGAGUUUUGUUGUUGUUUGUUUUAAUUGAGGGAGAGGAGAUGGUGAGGGCUCAUCAAUGAGCCUAAGUAGUAGCCAUGAAGGCAGCAAGGAAGCCACACUUUGCGGCCUCCAUUGCAUCCUUAUUGUGCUGUCCGACAAAGCUUUUUGAGUAACUAAAUUGGCUAAUUAAACAAUCUAUGGCCUUUGAAAUGGGGGAGGAGAGAGAGAGUAUUGUUUUUGUUUGUUAUUAUGGUAUGUAUUUUUGUGUUUUUAUAUUGUAAACUGUCCUGUGAUCUUUGGAUGAAGGGUGGUAUAGAAAAUGAAUGAAUGAAAAAUAAAUAUUAUAAAGUUUAUUUGUAGUAUGUUGGGUUUAAUAAUUGUAGCUAAAUUAUAUGAGAUCACUAUAAAUGUGUCAAUGGACAUUAUAUAUGAGGUUUGGGUUUGAAAGAGGACUGUUUGUAUUAUAAAAUGAGUUGUCAAAAGUUAGUAUCUUUUUAGUUAUCUUGACAUUUAUGCUCUCUUUUAUGAUGAGUAUGUAUGUCUCCCAAAAUCAGUGAAAUUCAUGCGCAUGAAAUUUCAUGAGGUUUUGGGAUAUGCUUGUUUACUGUCUCUGACUAUAAUAUUUCAUAACUAGAUAUGGAAAGUAGAAAAAGGACCAGAUGGAAAAGCAAUUGUGGAAUUCUUGUCCAAUUUAGCUCGCCAUACCAAAGCUGUGAAUGUUGUGCGUUUUGCUCCCAAUGGUGAGAUUCUAGCAUCUGGUGGAGAUGGUAUGUAUUAAAUCAAUACUGAACUCUUACCAUUUAAUUGAUUAUUUUGUAAUUUGUAAUAAUAUAAUGUAUCUAAUUUAAUACUAUAUAUUCCGUUACAAAAGACCACAUACAAUAGCACCUCAGAUAACCUAUUAACACAAAAUUAGAUGGAUAAGUGGAUAUUCUGAACCUUAGACAUUAAAAAAAAAAUACUGUUUUCAUUAACAGAACAAAUGUACUGAAUCAUAUAGACAGAAUGAAUAUUACAGUAAUACAAAUUAUAUCCUUUACAUUGUUGAAAUUUUUAAAAGUCUUAUUACAUUUGUAUCCCACUUUUCUUCCAAGGAGCUCAAGCUGGUGUUCAUAGUUCUCUCCCCAUUUUAUCCUCACAACCACCCUGUGAAGUAGGUUAGGCUAAGAGACGAUGACUGACUCAAGGGGGUUUGAACCCUGCUCUCCCAGGUCCUCGUUCAACAAUACAACACUACACACACCAAUAAACUAAAGUAAUAUUCACAACCUCCUCUUAAACAUUCUUGCAUGUUUUUGAUCUGUUCCAGUAUAGCUCGAAAAAAAUCUUGCUCAGUUUUUAAAUGACUUUCAUCAGAUUUUAGACUGUCCACAUUAUUUAUAACCUCUUUGACAAUGUUGUGCAUAGUUUUUCCAAAAAUAUAAUCAUCUGUUAUGUAAAAUGUUUUGAAGACUGGGCAGCUGAAACACAGUGAUUAUUACACUGAAAUCCUCAAAACUAUUUCACUGAAAUGAAAAACAACAACAAUAAGUUGACUUACUCAUGUGAAAUGGCAGUUUACCCAAUCUUAGACCAAACACCUUGUCCAGAAGCACAAAAAUAUUUGGCUAUAACUUUUUUUAGCUCUGCUGCUUGGGGUAAAAAUGUCCUUAUGCUUUUGUACAUUUUCAGAUGUUUUUAAAUGUUUUGAAUACAUUUUAAAAAAUUUAAUAACCUUGUUCUACCACUUUGAUGCUUGCCACCUUAGGCUUCUUUGGGAGGACAGGUAGGGUGAAGAUUUGAUAAUUAAUUAAUUAAUUAAUUAAUGAACACAAAAACAAAUGUUUUGUAUAUUGUCCAGUGAAAUCCAAGCAUAUCUACUCAGAAGUAAGCCCUGUUGUGUUCAUUGGAGCUUACUCCCAGGUAUAUAAGUUUGCAGCCUAAUCACGGCUACUAGUGUGUACUAUAUAAUACUGCACUGUCGUGAUAAAAUGACGGGGAGAAUGAAGUUGUGAAAAACGUUCUCAUUGAGAUUAAUUUUCACAGAUGCUGCGAUUUUGUUGUGGAAGUUGAAUGAUAACAAAGAGCAAGAGCCAACAGUAUUUCAGGAUGGUGAUGAUGAUAACCAACUAAACAAGGAGAACUGGACAGUAAUUAAAACUUUAAGGUAAGAUUUGUUGCUUUUGGUUAAGUUUCACUGAGUGAUCUAUUCAGUUUUAAUAGCAGCUGCUGGCGAUAUCACACAUCAUUUUUAAAAAAAUAAUUUAUUAUAGCUGCAACCUUUAAUUUUUAGGAGUUAUAGCUUUGUGGUUUAUCUUCAGGACUUUCUAGAUUCCAAAAAGUAACCCAAAAAUAAAAAAAUACAUGGAGUCAGCAUACUUGUAUCUUAUAUAGUUUUUUUCUUUUCUGUGUUUCUAAUUCAUAACUGUUUGGUAAGUUUAUGGAAAAUGAAUGAAUGAAUGAAAGAGAUAGAUGAUAGAGAUUAAGAUUACCAGUUUCUGUGUCUGUUUCUUCACUUCUGCUUGCUCUUCUGCUCCUCCCUCUGUCUCUCACACACUGAGGGUGGGUGGACCCACCUGAACAGAGUUUGGUGCUGCGAAGUGCAAUGCUGGGAUAAGAUGGGAAAUGGGACAUGCAUCAUUUUAUGUCACCCUCCAUGCAAUAUGGGGGUAAAAGAAAAGUGAGUGUAUGUUGCCCAUAACUUCGUUGCCCUCUGUGUAUGUGCUUAAUUCCAGAGGUCAUUUGGAAGAUGUGUAUGAUAUUUGCUGGACCCCUGAUGGAAACUUCAUGGCAUCUGCAUCAGUUGACAACACAGCUAUAAUGUGGGAUGUCAGUAAAGGUAAUUGCUAUGAUUUUGCUUUUAUGUAAACCUAUCCUUUCUUCUCGAGUUUUUCCCAGAGUUUUAGACUGCUGUACCUGGGACGCGGGUGGCGCUGUGGUCUAAACCACAGAGCCUAGGGCUUGCCGAUCAGAAGGUCGGCGGUUCGAAUUCCCGCGACGGGGUGAGCUCCCGUUGCUCAGUCCCUGCUCCUGCCAACCUAGCAGUUCGAAAGCACUUCAAAGUGCAAGUAGAUAAAUAGGUACUGCUCCGGCAGGAAGGUAAACUGCUUUUCCGUGUGCUGCUCUGGUUCGCCAGAAGCGGUUUAGUCAUGCUCGCCACAUGACCCGGAAGCUGUACGCUGGCUCUGUUGGCCAGUAAAGCAAGAUGAGCGCUGCAACCCCAGAGUCAUUCACGACUGGACCUAACGGUCAGGGGUCCCUUUACCUUUACCUGGGAAAUAUGCUCUGAAAAUCUUGGCAAACUGCUAUUAACAUUCCUGUCCGGUAUGAAAAGAAUGAUUUGAUUCAUUAUUAAGGUAAUCCAGAGCUAUUGUAUUCUCUGUGGCCUUCAACAGGUCUAUGGUCUCACACUACUUUAGGGUUGUCUACUUGAAGGUUGGCUUUUAGGAUAAGCACAAUAAAGAUUAAGCAUGUUGAUAAAUAAUGACCAUGGUAGUUGUCUACUGGAUAGAAAAUAAUGCUGUUUUUGUAAAACUGUGGGGUUUAAACAGAUUUGUAGGUGGAAUGCCUUGUUAUGAGGAAGGAAUACGGCCUAUUAAAAGUCUUUUAAAAUUAGAUCAGUGUCUGUUCUGAUUUGUGUAUGUGUCAGUUUUCCAAGCAAACAAUAUUUCAGAGAUAGCCAUAAUUUUGAGUUUCUACUUCAUUUGGGCUCAUGGAAGCUCCUCCAUGUAAAACAAUGGUUUAGCAUUGUGUACAAGCCACACCAAAGAGAAUGAUUGAUCCAAAUUAUUUCUGCAUUAGUUAUCAUAUGACAUCUCAUUUAAAAAGCAAUUCACUGUUAAUAUUACUUCCAGGGCAAAAGGUUUCUAUUUUUAAUGAACACAAAAGUUACGUUCAAGGAGUAACCUGGGACCCUGCAGGACAGUAUAUUGCAACUCUUAGUUGUGAUAGGUAAGUCAUUAAUGCUGGGGAAGAGAAAUUUCCAUUGAUGUCUUUUACUUUUUAUAUUUUGUUUCCUAUGGUGUUUAGAAUAGUUCAUUAUUUAAAUGCUAGCUUUCCUGAAUGGAAUGAAUUUGGUUGCUUUAAAAUGCCUAUUUCCCUUAGUCCUGUAGGAUCGCCUUGUUUCCACUGUUCAGAAUAAGACCAAUGCUAUAGUGUCUUCUUCUCGCUACCCUUUAACAUAUAUAUAUAUAUUAAUCAUACAGAACAUAAAAGAGGGUGGGUGUUUUGUUUGUAAUUAACAGCUUUCCUUUUUAUGUAGGGUUUUGAGAGUAUAUAAUACGCAGACUAAGAGAGUGGCAUUUAACGUUACCAAAAUGCCGUCGGGCAGAGGAUCUGAAGGAGAGGUCAGAAUUUUUUGUUUUUUUAAACAACUGAUGUUUCAAAACAUAAUUCUUGGUGGGUUGAGGGAAUCUUCUCUCUGGUUACACGUCUAAAGAAGUUAUUAUUUAUUUUUAUUUUAUUACUUCCUAAAAUUUAUAUGCCACUUGAUUGCAGAAAACCUCAAAGUGGUUUACAACCUGUAAAGAAGUUAUUGGUAUAAACAUUAUCUUAUCACUGGAAAUACAAAUACCAGAGCAACAGGGUAAAUUCUGUCUGUCUGUGCUUCAUUCUGUUUUCUUCAACCUUCUCUCCCCCUGCAAACUGGAAAGGGAGAGGAAGUGAGAAGGCAAACAUUGAUCCUAUUCCUCUUUGCAUGCUGCAGAUAUGAACUAUUUCUGUUGCACUUCCUUUCUUAUUCUGACCCAUCCAACUAUUGCUCCCUCAUUCCUCCCCGCCCCAAAGCAUUACUCAAAGGAAGGUGCAGGACAGGUAUUUCUUAAUGAAGGAAAAUCUAUGGUACAUCUUUCAUUCAGGGUUGCUUCAAACCUAAAGAGAGAGAGAAUAUCAAUAUACAGUGGUACCUCAGGUUAAGUACUUGAUUUGUUCCGGAGGUCCGUUCUUAACCUGAAACUGUUCUUAACCUGAAGCACCACUUUAGCUAAUGGGGCCUCCUGCUGCUGCCGUGCCGCCAGAGCACGAUUUCUGUUCUCAUCCUAAAGCAAAGUUCUUAACCUGAAGCACUAUUUCUGGGUUAGCGAAGUCUGUAACCUGAAGCGUCUGUAACCCGAAGUGUAUGUAACCCGAGGUACCACUGUACUUGUACCAUGAAAAGCCUUUUGCACCAACACUUCUCACAUUGUGGUAAACCGCUUUCUACACAAGGAUAGCUUCAUGUUGGAAAACUGCAAUGUGUGAAGCAGCGUUUACUAAUAAAUGAAUCAGGAUAGAUCAGGAUUACGUAAAUGUAAGGCCUAGUUAGUUUUCUAUGGCUAUGCAAAUAAAGUGGACUUCAUUUUCACCAUUAUAGUUCCAAGGCACAUGGGAGUAUUUCUAGAAUCACAAUCCCUUGAACUCUGUGAAGUGCUUCAGUGUGACUGUUGGAUACAUCUAUAAGAACUGAAUGGAUGUACAGUGGAACCUUGGUUUUCUAACGUAAUCUGUUCCGGAAAACCGUUCGACUUCUGAAACGUUCGAAAACCAAGGAUCAGAGGCCUAUUGGCAAAUUCCAUUGAGAAAAAUGAGAAACGCACCUUGGAAGCUGUUCAACUUCCGAGGCACAUUCGAAAACAGAAGUAUUCACUUUCGGGUUUUCGGUGUUUGGCUGCUGAAAUGUUUGGCAGCCGAGACAUUCAAAAACUGAGGUUCCACUGUACAGUGGUACCUCGGGUUACAUAUGCUUCAGGUUACAUACGCUUCAGGCUACAGACUCCGCUAACCCAGAAAUAGUGCUUCAGGUUAAGAACUUUGCUUCAGGAUGAGAACAGAAAUCGUGCUCCGGCAGCACGGCGGCAGCAGAAGGCCCCAUUAGCUAAAGUGGUGCUUCAGGUUAAGAACAGUUUCAGGUUAAGAACGGACCUCCGGAAUGAAUUAAGUUCUUAACCUGAGGUGCCACUGUAUCUAAAGGAAACAGGGAGACACUCCUUAGCUGUAGAGUGCUCUAGCCUUUCCAUUAAAAGGACACAGAGUGGAUGCAUGCUCUUAGUUGUACAGUAACUGGGAGUAAGUAGCUGUUGUCAAGUUUAAUUGUUGUCAAAUUCUUCAGGUAAAAAGCUAUCGAAUGUUUCAUGAUGACAGCAUGAAGUCAUUCUUUCGGAGGCUUACUUUUACACCUGAUGGCUCUCUGCUCCUUGUUCCUGGUAAGUGCAGAUAUUUCAUUUCCUUCACCCAGCCCUGCAGCAAAGAAUGGCGUGUGGUGUUUUCAGCAUUUGGAGAAAAACCGCUCGUGUGUAUUAGAAUUUAUUACCAAACACGUGCCUUCUCUCUCCUCCAGGAAUUUUGUAAUAUUUCCAUUACGGUAUAAAUAAAAUAAUAAUAAAUAAAGAUGAUGGCCAGCAUUAGUUACACUUGGAAUAGAUCAGUUGAAAUCAAUGGAUUUAAAUCGAAUGCCCCCUAUAAAAAUAAUAAACCAAAAAUGGUGGCAAGCUUUUCAACCCAAUAAAAUAUUUCUGCCUUGAAAACACUAGGAAUGAACUAAAGGAAAAGUAAUUCAGUAUGUGCAGCUGCAUGUUUCCCCUUCUUUCUUCAUGUAUCCAUAUUACAAUCUGUCAUAUGUUUGUACCAUUGCCACAUUCCCGUACUGUUUAAGUCUCCAUUCACCGCUUGCCAGACUGGAAAUCCUAUCCCAUUUGAAUCAUGUUGGGAAAACCAAUAUAAUUACCCUUCUGACAUUGGUUUGUUUGUUUUUUGAUUGUUUUUUUUUUGUCUUUCCGUUGUACAUGUAAAACCAAAACACUUUAAAUUAAAUCAUUGGUGCAAAAAGCUAGUCUUUUUUAUUUUAAGUGAGCCAAGGAGAUCAAAUCUCAGUAGUAUUUCUCAUUAAAGCUUUUCUAGCAAAAUAUAUCUGCAUCCACGUUGCUUGCAUUCAUUCCCUCACAGAGUCGAUCACCAAAUUAACACUGUGAUUCUAUACCCACUUACCUUGGAGUAAGCCCAGUUAAACUUAAUGGGACUUACUUCCAAGCAGACAUAGACAGAAUUACACUGUAAGUUACUGCCCUUGCAGCCUGAUGCUAAGCAUGUUUGGUGCUGUUUUGACUGCCAUACCAGAAGAGAGAACUUUUUUCAGUUCAAAACCUGAGACUGAGCAAAUGGCUCGUUCUGCCUUUUCUUCCUCCUAAAUCAGGCAUCCCUCCUAAAUCAGGCAAACUCGGCCCUCCAGCUGUUUUGGGACUACAAUUCCCACCAUCCCUGAGCACUGGUCCUGUUAGCUAGGGAUGAUGAGAGUUGUGGUCCAAAAACAGCUGGGGGGCCGAGUUUGGGGGUGCUUGCCCUAAUUGAUGUGUCUUACCAAUAGGAAAAGAGUAAUAGAGCUAUUUUGAUAUUGAGCUGCUUUUUAUUAUGUAUCUGUUAUGAAGCUGAUAUCAAUUAUCUUUGAUAGGACAAUGCUAUAGGUAGUGGUGUAUUUGUAUUUAUUAUGCCUUUGUUAUGAAACACUUGAGUUUAAUGUUUACAGAAAUCUAGUAUAAAAUGAAAGUGACUAUUUGUUCAGAAGCAAAUCUCAUUGCAGCUUUCAUCAUUUGCAUUACUUUUUCCACCUUAUGCACCAUUUCUAACAUUUCGAAACAAGCUGCUUGUAUUUUUUUGAAUAUUUUUGCAAGAUUGCCCUCUAUAAGAUGACAGUUUCAUUUGACUUGAGGCAUUCCUAAUUUUGCAGUAUUGUAAUGAGAGUACCAUGUCCAAAAUUAGGCCGUACCCCCUUGAUGAUGCCAAUACAAAUAACACUCUGAAAUCAGCCUCAUUAGUAACCCACAUUUAACUAACAUAUCCCACAUAUUUAAUAUUGUUUGCAUACAAGUCUUUGUGCAAGUAUGCACUGUCCUGUUACUGAUUUUGCAUUAGAAAUGUGGGCUGUAAGCAGAAGAUGAAUACUGCAAAAUGUACACUGUACUUACUCUCUAGAAACUUGGGGAGACCGACCAUGUACGUUUGCAGCCAAAGAAAAAAUGCAAAUUGUUUACAAGUUGAUGAUAUGCAACACACAUUUGGCAUUAAUACUGAGCCUCUAACAGCAUUCCUAUAGGUUGAAGUCACACUGUGAGUUGUUGGAAAGCUUAGUAACAAUAGGAGGGAACCUAAAGUUUGGUUUAUGUUAGUGUCUGGGGCUUUUUUAGUUAAGUAAUAGCCUUAAGGAUUAUGUGCAAAACUAACAUGAUGGCACUACUUUAACUUUCUCAGCAGGCUGUGUGGAAUCAGGAGAAAAUGUAACAAACACUACUUACGUUUUUUCCAGAAAAAAUCUGAAAAGGUAAGGUCUUACUGGAUGUAUAUUCAUUCAUAUUUUAAAUUCAUAUGGCAAAUGCCAUUUCCUAAAAAAAAUCCUCUUCUUAUUAGGCCUAUAGCUCAUUUACCUUGUCCUGGAAAGGCAACCUUAGCCGUUCGUUGCUGCCCAGUCUACUUUGAGCUCAGGUCUGCGCUUAACAAAGGUAUUGUAAAUCCUUUUGAGAAUAUAGUGUAGAUAUUUUGAAGUAUAUUAAAUCUGGCUGUGUUAAAGGGUAUACUGUUCAACAUCUUAGCUUUCUAAUGGUUAUUUGGGGUUGCAUUGCAUCACAAAUGCUGUUUGCUUAUUCUUGUAAGGAUUCAAUUUAUUUUUUACAUGCUGUUAGAAUAUUUUUGUACAGGAUAAUAACAUUUUAAUAUUUGUUAACAGGUGAAUGUCCUAAUAAAAUAUACCAGGUUCCUCAAACUGAAUUGCACGAGGAUAGAACCUUUGCAUCCUUUCCAUAUCACUGCAACAUAAUGUUUUCUUAACAGUGCCUUGGUUGCAAAUAAAACCUUAAGAGUUAGAAAAGUUAUUCACUUCUAGCAGUUGUUUCAACUUUCAGAAAAUGAGAGGGAAAAUGUUGAACAAUUACUUUUCCAAAAGUAUGCAUAAGAGCAGCUAGGGGCCAGAUCUUUUCUCCCAAGCCAUGUGCUCCAUUCUGAAAGUGCAAGGAACAUUAACUGCAUGCAUCCUUUAAAUGUGUAUUUUAUCAUUCAUUUGGGAAUGUGUUGUACAUAUUCUUACAUAUGUGUGGAACGCAUUGUUAAAAAGCAUUCUCAUUUUCCAUUUCUACAGUAGAAUUCAAGAGAGAGGUCCUCGAUGUCUUUCAUCAGGGGUCAGCAAACUUUUUCAUCAGGGGGCCAGUCCACUGUCCCUCAGACCUUGUGGGGGGCCAGACUAUAUUUGGGGGGGGGGUGAGCGAAUUCCUAUGCCCCACAAAUAACCCAGAGAUCCAUUUUAAAUAAAAGCACACAUUCUGCUCAUGUAAAUACACCAGGCAGGCCCCACAAAUAACCCAGAGAUGCAUUUUAAAUAAAAGGACACAUUCUACUCAUGUAAAAACACACUGAUUCCCGGACUGUCCGCGGGCCGGAUUUAGAAGGCGAUUGGGCCAGAUCCUGCCCCCAGGCCUUAGUUUGCCUACCCAUGUCUUUCAUCAUCCUAAAUUGCAGGAGAGGAUAUGGUUGUGGAAAGCUGAGGGUCUAAAAUGGCAAAUGGUAUUUAAUUUGAAACUCUCUUCACAUUUUAGAAGACGCUUCGAAGAAGACUGGUCUGAUAAAUCUACCCUAUCGGAUGGUUUUUGCUGUUGCUUCAGAAGAUUCUGUGCUCUUCUAUGACACAGAGCAAUCCUUUCCUUUUGGUUAUGUAUCUAAUAUACAUUACCAUACUAUUAGUGACAUUUCGUGGUAGGUAAUUUGUUUGUUUAUUGGAUUUAUAUGCUGGCUUUCUGCCAAGACACCCAAGGCAAUAUACAAUUUAAAAACUAAAACACACAAAAAAUGAAGACUGAAGAGUCCAUUGAUGCAAACUGGGAGUUGAUGGCAUAUGUGCUUCCUGGCCUGCAGUCCCUGGCCUUCUGCCUUCCUUCAGAGCAAGCAGGACACUUGUGAUUGCUUGUCACAACUGGCUUGAAUAUUUUUGAUAUACUGACCAAGACCACAUAGUAAAGAUUCUUUAACCUUAGCUUGCAUUCUCAGCACCACCAAGCACCUUGUAAAUAUUUUUGUUCCAGAGGAGCAACAAAUAUGGAGUCUUGUCAGAGCAUUGAUUUAACUUUAGUAAGGCAGAAUGUUACUGUAAAACAGAAAGUAUUACUUUUUCACACAUCUGAACUUUCCUGUGUAUAGUAAGUCAUGUCGUUAUGGAACUAUGGUGAACUUGAUUUUAAAUGUUAGUGCAAGCCUUCUAUUUCUCAUCAUCCUGGGCAUGGUGACUAAAAUAACUUUCGGCACUGUUCCAAAAACUGUUCCUUUGUUCAGCAGUAGCAUGGCCCAUCUAAACUUUAACAACAGGAAAUUGUUUCCUUUCCAUAUAGGUAAUUGUUUCCUUUCAUACAAACCCAGGACUUCAGACUGCUUGUAGCAUUUGGGGAUUUGUCAUUUAUGGCAUGGGCCUUGGCGACAAUAACCUCUGUGAUUACCCGAAGCUCCAAAAUGUCUCAUUGUCAUAACCAAAAUUGCCAUGGCUGAGAUUGGUGAACUCUGGCUCCAGCUCACACACUGCAUUUAUAUUCACAUACUUGUUUUUCUUUUAUCUACCAGAUUUAUAUGGCUAAUCCAUAUCAUAAGUUCUCUAGGCAGUUCACAAAACAAAUACAACAUUUAAAAUACCAUGCAAAAUAAUCAAGAUAAAAAUAAAACAACUGAAACCAAAAAACAAUUAAAAUGCAAGUCUCAAAACUAAGGAGUGGACCAUAAGACUUAGGACAGUGGUUCUCAAUUUGAAAGUCUUCAUCUGUCCCUGAAAAGGCCUCAAAGAGGGUGCUGGGCAAACCCCCACUGUAAGGCUGUUCCAUAACAGGGGUACCACUUCCCAAAAGGCUCUGUUGGUUGCCCAUCCCAUGUUGUUGGUGGGGGCAGCCAGAGUAGGGCCUCUGAAGAAGUUAUUUCCACAAAGUCAAAUGUAAGUCAUUUACACUCCAAACAUGCUUUAUGUUCAUAUUUCCAUUACUGAAAUGCAACUGAGGCACUUAAACUUCUUUUUAAUUCCAUAAACAAACACCAGGUCUAGUGAUGGAUCCUUUCUUGCUAUUUCUUCUACGGAUGGAUAUUGUUCUUUUGUGACUUUUGAAGAAGAUGAGCUUGGAAUACCCCUGAAAGAGAAGCCAGCUGUAAGUGCCGGGACCCCCAGCACAGCUGAGAAAAAAAUGAAAAAGGGCCAGUCUUCCAGUGUUAUCUCCCCAGUUCCAAAACCAGUGGAUGGCACUCCUCCUAAUAAGACCAUGGAUCCAAGCAGCCCAGCUGUGCAAUGCAAGACUCUGAUAAACAGCAAAGAGUUGCCCUCAACACCUAUUGCUGUUAGAAAGCCCCCAGUGCCCUCUUUGGAAGAGAAGAAACCUAUGCAGCCAUCAAGCUCAAAAGCAAACCAACCCAGGAGGGUUACCCUUAACACCUUACAAGCAUGGAGCAAAGCACCAAGGUGAGCGUAAUGCAACCAGGCUCUUCUGGUAGGUAUGAAACAGCCUUACAAAGGAAAUUCUGGCAGAUGUAGUGCCAGGAAGCAUUGCAGAUCUUCAAUGAAGCUUCUGCUCAGACUUCAUUAUAUUUGUAGUACCAUCUACGUACAUGGUGCUUUAUAAAGAACAGGUAUGAGAGGUCCCUAUCCCAGGAGUCUUGCACUCUUAAACAGACACAGGGAAACAUCAAAGGAAAAAAUGCAGAGAUGGGUAAGCAUAUUUAAGUGUAGAAUCUCUAACGGGACUGAGCUCUAGCCAUGGAGUCAAGGGAAGGGAGGGUUGGAAGGAGCCAGAGAAAGAUAGUUAGAGACGUAGCAUGAGGAAAGUGGGAGUCUGGAAAACUGUGCAUGUGUGUAAGGGUGUCAAGCGUUCUCAGUUUUUAAAUAUUUAAUUGCUUUUAGGAGAGUUGCCUUAAUUCCUCUAAAUGCAGACACUCAAGACUCACCGCCUUCUGAUCCCGUCUCUACAACUGCUUCCACGGAAACUGUUCAACAUGGUAAAAUAUCUUACUGCUGAUAGCUUUUCAAAAAGUGCCGAAUGAGUGUUGCUCUAACCGUAUUUGCCUCCACAAUUCAUGAUUGCACUGGGGGUUGGCAUGGGCGGCACAGUAAAUAUACCCUGCCCAUUUUCAUAAAUUGGGGGGAAUGUGUGAUAUUACUGUGGAAGAGCAAUGUUUGCCUGCUUGCGCAGCAGAAAUCCACAUGCACAACGGGACUUCAUGUUUCUCUACUCCCUGCUUCACCCAGCCCCAAACCUGCACCAGGUGUCCCCCAAACACUCCGGAUAGGAAGGAGAAGCAACAUAGUGCAAGUGGGCACCAAACAUACGCUAUGUUGAAUCUUACCCACUGUCUUGUUGUCCCAGUAGUUUUAACCUUCUGAAAACCUUAAACCUAAAGAUAAUGAUUUUCUUAAUUAUUUCAGAGAGGCCAUCACCACCUGAAGACCCUUUGCAAAAUCCACCACCUCCUAAGCGUCUUAAAUCUGAUGAAACUUCCAUCUCUGAAUUAACUGAAAAUGAAAAUAAAAUGUAAAGCCACUACUAAAGUGCUGAACUUCAAUGAAUGCCUUGCCUGCAGAAUGCAAGAGUUGUCCAAAGAAUACUUGCAAAAGCUACAUCAUGUGAAAUGGACGCCAAGCAUUCUAAGCAAAAAGUUGACUGUGCAGUAGGCUCUUUAGAGUCUGCGGAUGUGGAAAUCUCACCUGGUUGCAAAUGUGUAUUAUUUCAGUAGUCCUUUACACACUUAAGUUGUCCUGGAAGUCUGUAUCUGGCAGACAAAGGCUGCUUUAAAUAAAGGGUGUCUGCUUCACAAACUAACUUGCUCCAUGCAGUCCCACAGAAUUUUGUGAAACUAAUGCAUUCUGUCUUCAUUCAUUCAUUCAUUCAUUCCUUCAUUCAUGUUACGUUAUCUUCCUGUACCAAUUAAAUGCAAAAUGAGAAAAUCCAAGCUUUUUCAGCUACAUGUAAAUGACAAGGUGCCAGAGUUUUAAGGCAAGUCUUCAAUGGGCAGUUAUAUAAACUGAUUUGAAAACAAAGUUCAGAAUCUAAAACUGCUACUUUUCUCUACAUAAAACGCAGGCAAAGUUAAUUUAAAAGUCUCAUGGGGUUUUAAUAUGUCAUGCAAAUAUUACAGAUGGUUACAAUUCCUUUCUACUUAACAGUGCUUAAAAAAACUUGAAAGAGGUUGCAAUAAUAAAAAUACGUGAAAGGUUUUUGUCAUUUGUGAGUGCUUUUAUGCUUGCUAAGAAUAGCAAUAUGAUGCAGUGAUUGGAAUAAAAAGUUGAACAUUCAUAU
This is a messenger RNA of Podarcis lilfordi (Lilford's wall lizard), 14950 nucleotides long. The record is from the annotation of a GenBank genome assembly. NCBI's taxonomy places the organism in Eukaryota, Metazoa, Chordata, Lepidosauria, Squamata, Lacertidae.